AUGGCAGAUAAGAAACAAGCAGCAAGAGCCACAACCACAGCAAGCAGAACAUUAAGGAACAGCCUUUCCACACGGAGAGCAGUGCAGCGCUGGGAGAGACAGGCGGCACAAGCUGAACGCCUGGAGACCUGCGAGCCUUGGCUGGACAACUGCACCGGACACGGCCUCGCGGUGACAGCAACAGCCGUGAUCCCAACAGGAGGGCGGCCGCGACCGCCCGCCCGCCGUGCGCGUGCGGGCCCGGCCCGGCCCCGCGUGACGCGGAGCGGCUUCUCCUUGUGCCCCCCAGGGCCUCUCUUCAACACCGGCGCCGGGCAGCACAUCCUGAAGAACCCCCUGGUCGUCAACAGCAUCGUGGAGAAGGCCGCCUUACGACGUACGGAUGUCGUUCUGGAAGUAGGCCCUGGAACUGGUAACCUCACAGUGAAAAUGUUAGAGAAAGUCAAAAAGGUUAUAGCUUGUGAAAUUGAUCCCAGACUGGUGGGCGAGCUUCAGAAGAGAGUCCAGGGCACGUGCCUGGCAAACAAACUGGAAAUCAAGGUUGGCGACGUGUUGAAAACGGACUUACCCUUCUUUGAUGCGUGUGUAGCUAACCUGCCUUACCAGAUUUCCUCACCCUUUGUUUUCAAAUUGUUGCUUCACAGACCUUUCUUCAGGUGUGCAAUACUUAUGUUUCAAAGGGAAUUUGCACUUCGUUUGGUUGCAAAACCAGGGACUAAACUCUACUGCAGACUCUCUAUUAACACUCAGUUAUUAGCUCGUGUGGACCAUCUGAUGAAGGUUGGAAAGAACAACUUCAGGCCCCCUCCUAAAGUUGAAUCCAGUGUUGUCAGGAUAGAGCCAAAGAACCCACCACCACCUAUCAACUUCCAGGAAUGGGAUGGUCUAGUAAGGAUAGCCUUCGUUAGGAAAAACAAGACACUCUCUGCAGCAUUCAAAUCAAGUGCUGUAGAGCAGUUGUUGGAUCAUAAUUACCGAAUUCAUUGUUCCUUACAUAAUACAGAAAUACCAGAAAAUUUCAAAAUUGCAGAGAAAAUACAAACAGUCUUAAAGAAUACAGGUUACUCUGAAAAACGUGCCCGUUCAAUGGAUAUAGAUGACUUUAUUAAACUUCUACAUGGCUUCAAUUCAGAAGGCAUCCAUUUCUCUUAAGUUACCUCAGAAGAAAGAAAGAUAUUCUGUGUUUUGUCAUCCACGUCUUCCUGAAGCUAUAAUGACUGCACUGGGACAAUAUAUGUUCACAAAACAACAAAUACAGCAUGCAUAUUCUGGGUCCUUUUAAGAACAUUACAUACCAUUUUAUCUCAGACAACAGGAAGAAGCUGCCACUCCAUAUUUUACAUGUAUUAAAUUUUUUCAAGACCAAAGUGGUGUGUUGGACUUCCAUGGAACUGCAGAUUUUUAAAUAUAUCCUACUGCCAUGUGGAUUAAGGCUGCCAUAACUGAGAGCUGUGCUGUCUUUUCAUGGACUUUGUAUAUCCUUGCAGUAUUCACAGUGUAACUCUGAAUUCAGAUUUGGGCAACAAAAAUAGAUUUUUAGCCAUGUAAUUUGUUUUUA
Molecule: messenger RNA, 1558 nt
Organism: Nothoprocta perdicaria
Lineage: Eukaryota; Metazoa; Chordata; Aves; Tinamiformes; Tinamidae
Gene: DIMT1
Product: DIM1 dimethyladenosine transferase 1 homolog
Exons: 12
Coding region: 1-1152 (383 amino acids)
Biological process (GO): rRNA methylation
Cellular component (GO): mitochondrial matrix
Molecular function (GO): rRNA (adenine-N6,N6-)-dimethyltransferase activity
Source: RefSeq, a predicted model, not a curated record